GAUCUCCCUACGCUCCGGCAAUCAUGGCAAAUAUUUCCUGGACUGAAGGAGCCUCCAAUGGGAGAGUUGCCAAUGCCAGUUCGGAAUUACACUUGGAAGCAGACUUCCAGUAUUCCUUGUUUACCGUCAUCUACAGCAUUGUCUUCGUGCUGGGACUGAUAGAAAAUGCCUUGGCUCUGUACCUCCUGUCCUGCAGAGUUAAGCACAUGUCUCACUCCUAUGUGUACAUGAUCAACCUAGCUCUGGCAGACACCUUGUUUGUUUGUGUGUUGCCUUUUAAAAUUCAUUACCACCUGAAUCGGAACAACUGGAUCUUUGGGGACAUGGUUUGUAGGAUCACUGGGACUUGGUACUACAUCAACAUCUGCUUAAGCAUUGCCUUUUUCACCUGCAUUUGUGUCGAUCGUUACAUUGCGGUGUUGCACCCCUUCACGUACAUCCAGAUCCGAGCCACCCAUUACGUGGUGGUGGUCACAGUCCUUUGGGUGGGCGCUCUGAGUGUCAUGGUUCCGCUUAUCGUUGGAGGUCCCCUCCACAACAGCGGCACGAGGAACACGACAGCGUGUUUUGAGAACUUUGCCACGAGUAGCUGGACUUACCGCAUGGCACCUUACAACAUCCUGGCCUUAGUUUUUGGUUUUGUGAUCCCAUUUUCCAUCAUCCUGAUCAGCUACCCUCUCAUUGCGAAGAGGAUCUCCCAGAUCAAACACAGCAUCCGCAAGAGGAAGGCCCUGAGCACCAUCUACAUCAUCUUGGUCAUUUGCACUUUGUGCUUUCUCCCGUAUCAUAUCACGCAUUUGCUCCACUUCUUAGUGAGAAUCCAGGUCAUCCAGAAUGAGGCGUUUACCCGCUUGAUCUACAAGAUGCGCAGGGUCACCUUGGCCCUCGUGAGUGUCAACUGCUGCCUUAACCCGCUCUUGUACUACUUCACCUCUUCCAGCAAGCAGUGGCACUUCAACCUCAAGCUCAGGUUCAGGUCUAAAAUUGUGUACACAAUCUGUGACCAGAAAUUCGGGGAGUCCUCCUACGUCUAUAAACUACAUCAGAGACACGGAAAUAAAAAAUACAGAGAUGGAAUCAACUGAUCUACUUAAAAACCACACAGAUGCUGAGAACGGCUGAGUUUUCCACCCGGUGAAAUGUGAGACCUCGGAGAGAAUUUAUCAUUUGCGGGUUAUC
Messenger RNA from Egretta garzetta (little egret), 1179 nucleotides. Its product is annotated as lysophosphatidic acid receptor 6-like. Bases 24 to 1085 code for a protein of 353 amino acids. NCBI's taxonomy places the organism in Eukaryota, Metazoa, Chordata, Aves, Pelecaniformes, Ardeidae. The transcript is spliced from 2 exons. Gene Ontology annotation, molecular function: oxysterol binding; G protein-coupled receptor activity. Gene Ontology annotation, cellular component: membrane. Gene Ontology annotation, biological process: G protein-coupled receptor signaling pathway. The record is from RefSeq and is a predicted model, not a curated record.